CACACACAGACCCUGAGUCAAUCAUAUCAGCAGCACAAACAGCAGGGCUGGCGAUGGUGGUACGGUGGCUGGAGGCAGAGGGGUUGGCAUGGCUCCUCCAAACCCACACGGACCGGCAGCUCAUCGUGGAUUGCCGGUCGCUGUCCGACUACACGGAGCGACACGUGUUGGGGGCCGUCAGCGUGGGCACCGCGUGGGGCUCCCACACGCCAACACGCCACACACGCGCGCCAACACGCCACACACGCCUGCCGUCUGACACGGCUCUACAGCAAACACAGUGGGAAACUGCGGAAGAGAGAGACUUGGUGCUGUAUGACCAGCGAUCUCACGGUGUGUGUGAGAACUCAGCCACAGAGCUCUCCUCAGCCCUAACACACACUCUGGAGAAGAGAUUCCAACGCGUUUACCUGCUUAAAGGGGGAUUUGCGGUAUUCUCGUCGGCCUUCCCGAGCUUGUGUGAGGGAAAGAGUCCAAGAUCUCUCUUAAGCAGCUGUUCUCAGCCCUGCCUCUCCGCCCUGGAGGUGGGGCCCACGCAGAUCUUUCCACACCUCUACCUGGGCUCUCAGAGUGACGUCUUAAACAAAGAGGUGAUGGUGAGGAACAGGAUCAGCCAUGUGCUGAAUGUGAGUAGUAACUGUGUGAAGCCCAACUUCAUCCCAGACACUCACUUCCUAAGAAUCCCGAUCGACGACAGUUACCGUGAGCGGCUCCUGCCCUGGAUCCUCACUGCCGUGCAGUUCAUAGACAAGGCGCGGAGGCUGCAGGGCCGUGUGCUGGUUCACUGCUGGGCUGGCGUGUCCCGUUCGCCCGCCAUCGCCAUCGCCUACGUCAUGAACACGUCAGGACUCCCUCUGGACGACGCUUACAGGUUUGUGAAGGACAGGAGAGCCUCCAUAUCACCCAACUUCAACUUCCUGGGGCAGCUGGUGGAGUUCGAGCGAAACCUCGAGACCCAGAGGGACCUUUGCCCCCGGGGACCCCCACAAGAGGGGUCGAGCCCUCUGCCCCUCACCCGCUCGGAGCGGGGAACUGGUCCAGAUCAUGCCCCUCGCUACCCCUCCCCCCGCACUCCUAACCUCCGGGGGGAGGACGAUCCCGAGUGGGGGAGGGACGGCCUUCCCGAGAACGCCGUGCAACCCCGGGACCCGCUGGAGGGCGUGCGGAGGCGGCUGCGGUUGAGUCUGUGGUUGCCGUCGGAGGCGUCGAGCGGGGGACGUGGCAUGAGCCGGUCGGUCUCGCUGGACGCCUCGCCCGGCUGUUACCCAACGGCCAGCCCGGUCCAGACGGGGCCCGUCCCCAAGCUCCUGGGUUUCCGUGGCGCCCGAAGCCUCGCCAUCGCCGCCUUCAACCCCUUUGCCCUGCUGUUCGGCAAUGGCAGGAAGGAGGCCGGAGGCAAGGGCAAGUGCCAGCCCGCGCCAGGCAGCGCCAGCCUGGACCAGGCAGGGAGCAGGUGGGCUAACCACUCGCUCAACCCUCCAACGGGCAAGCACUCUGCAGCCCCUCCGUUGACCCUUAACCUCCCCGCCCCUUGGCGGCCCGCCUCAGAGCUCAGCGACUACGGUACCGUCAGGUCGUGA
Molecule: messenger RNA, 1580 nt
Organism: Callorhinchus milii (elephant shark)
Lineage: Eukaryota; Metazoa; Chordata; Chondrichthyes; Chimaeriformes; Callorhinchidae
Product: dual specificity protein phosphatase 8-like
Exons: 7
Coding region: 54-1580 (508 amino acids)
Biological process (GO): negative regulation of MAPK cascade; protein dephosphorylation
Cellular component (GO): cytoplasm
Molecular function (GO): MAP kinase tyrosine/serine/threonine phosphatase activity; protein tyrosine/threonine phosphatase activity
Source: RefSeq, a predicted model, not a curated record